AUGUGGUCACUUGAUGGAUUAGAGGGUAGGUUAAAGGAACAUAGUGAGUUCAUUGACUCGCUAAUGUGUUUAAUUCCUCCGAAACAUUAUUUCAAGAAUGAUCCUAAUGCUUCAGACGACGAAGAAAAAUUUCAACCCAAUAAAAAGAAAAGAAUUCCAAAGCAAGUCCUUAAAGAACAAAAGAAACAAGCAAAAAGACAAAAGCUUGAUCCAAAUAAUUUAAAGACUGUGCAAGAGCUUCAAAUAGAAAAGUUGCACAAGAUUCAACAAGAAAAACAAAAAGAAAAAGAACAGAAAGAUGAUGAGGUCAAUAAAGAAGAAGAUGAUGAGGAUGAGGAUGAUGAUGAGAUUGAAUACGACGUUGAUGUCAAAAUUGAAAAAAAAGACAGUGACGAAGAACAAAUAGAGAAAGACACCGAUGAUGAAGAAGAGGAGGAAAAUGACAAGGAGUCUCAAUCAGAUUUAGUGGACGGUGCCGAAAGUGAUGAAGAUGAUAAGAAUAAAAUCAUAACUGUUGCUAAGAAUAAUGGUGAUAUCAAGAAAGGUGUAGAUAUUAAAAAGAGUGGAAGCGUUAAAAGAAAAAUUGAUGAUGUCCACCUCAAAGUCAAGUUACAAGACAAAAUUGUAAAAAUAGGAAGAUUAAAAAGAUUGGAUCCUGAGAAGGCUGCAGAAUUACAAGUAAAAGAAGCGUGGGAUAAAGCAUUUCUGAAGGCACAAGGAGAAAAGGUUAAGGAUGAUCCUAAAUUGUUAGCAAAGACUAUUAAAAAGAAAAUUAUCAAAAAAAGGAAAAGUGAAAAGGCUUGGGAAGAUCGUAUUGAAUCUGUUGAAAAAUCCAUGGCUGAAAGACAAAAAACCCGAACAGAGAAUAUUAAAGCUAGGAUUGAUGCAAAGAAUAAAAAGAAAAAGAAUAAACGAAAAUAA
Molecule: messenger RNA, 921 nt
Organism: Funneliformis mosseae
Lineage: Eukaryota; Fungi; Glomeromycota; Glomeromycetes; Glomerales; Glomeraceae
Source: the annotation of a GenBank genome assembly